This is a messenger RNA of Oncorhynchus masou masou (cherry salmon), 4121 nucleotides long. RefSeq names its product clathrin interactor 1-like. The transcript is spliced from 12 exons. Bases 134 to 2017 code for a protein of 627 amino acids. Gene Ontology annotation, cellular component: endosome; plasma membrane; clathrin vesicle coat. The record is from RefSeq and is a predicted model, not a curated record. Gene Ontology annotation, molecular function: clathrin binding; phospholipid binding. NCBI's taxonomy places the organism in Eukaryota, Metazoa, Chordata, Actinopteri, Salmoniformes, Salmonidae. Gene Ontology annotation, biological process: endocytosis.
ACCACAGAUGAAGAAAUACUGUACACUGUCUUUGGUUCAAGGUUUGAUUUCGGUGACAGCGCUCCGCUCUAUCGGGUUUUGAGAGCUUGGAAUACGGUUACUGAGGCGGACAGCCCCGCUGUAGAGAGCCAAGAUGAUGAACAUGUGGAAAGUCCGGGAAUUGGUUGAUAAAGCAACCAAUGUGGUGAUGAACUACUCUGAGGUGGAGACUAAGGUGAGGGAGGCCACCAACGAUGACCCCUGGGGACCUUCAGGACAGCAGAUGGCAGAGAUUUCCAGAUGUACAUUUAUGUAUGAGCAGUUUCCUGAGGUGAUAAACAUGCUUUGGAACAGGAUGCUCCGGGACAACAAGAAGAACUGGAGAAGGGUCUACAAGUCUCUGCUGUUGUUGUCCCACCUCAUCAGGAACGGUUCAGAGAGAGUUGUCACCAGCGCCAGAGAACACAUCUACGACCUACGAUCUCUAGAGAGCUACCACUUCGUAGAUGAGAACGGUAAGGACCAGGGAGUGAACGUACGUCAGAAGGUGAAGGAGAUGGUGGAUCUAAUCCAGGAUGAUGAUAGACUGAGAGAGGAGAGGAAGAAGGCAAAGAAGAACAAAGACAAAUACAUUGGAGUGUCCUCUGACAGUAUUGGGGGAGGGUUCAGCAGAUACACGGGUGAUCGCUAUGACUCCAGCAGCUCUGGCGGUAAUGAGGGAAGCAGCCGAGGGAAGUGGGAUGAGGACUGGAAGAGAGACCAAGGCCAGUUCCCCUUCAGUGAGAAACUGGGGGAGAUCAGUGAUAAGAUCGGCAGCACCAUCGAUGACACAAUCAACAAGUUCAGGAAGCAGAGCAGAGACGAUUCACCAGACCGAUUCAGUGACAACGAGGAGGAGGAGCGAAGUCGCCCGUCACGGAACGGCCAGUCUGGGAGGUCGGUGUUCAAAGACGAGGAGGAAACCGUGACGACCAAGAGUGUCCAGAUCGUUCAGGCAACAGAAACCACAGCAACCAGGAAGAGAGGCGGGAUUCCAUCCAAAACUGUGUCCCUGGGAGCCGCGGCCCACUACACAGGAGACAACAGCCCCGAUACCUCCGCCAAACAGACUCCGUCCGCAGCAGCCCCUCAGCCCCCCAGUAGUGGUCUGGCUGACCUAUUCAUGGUAGAUACAGGACCCAGCCAGCCUGCAGCACCCACCGACCUGAUAGGAGGAUUUGCUGACUUUUCUUCUCCUGCUGCUUCUGUCGGCCUCUCCACAGUACCUGCCUCGAGUGGGAACAGUGAUUUUGGGGACUGGAAUGCUUUUCCUGAGGGACAGGCCCCCGUCCCCACCCCUUUCGCCCAGCCUCUGGCCCCUAGCAACACUGACCUGUUUGGGGCUCUGGCUCCAGCCUCAACUGACCUGUUUGAUCUGAUGGGUCCGGUCCAGACUCAGUCUCUCUCUGCCUCUCAGAGCCUCACCUUCAAUAUGACCAGCACACAGAAUGUGACCAGUACCAUGCCACAUUCCACAUCACUGCCCUUCCAGGUGAUGAGCGGUCCGUUGCAGCCCCAGCAGCAGCAGCAAGUCAUGCUGGGUACCCAGGGUUCCAUGGGGUCAGCGAUCCCCUCCACCUGGUCUGACUCCUCGGUCAACAUCAGUCUGGACUUCCUGGCACCCGGCGUGCAGCCUCCCAAACCGGCCCAGCCCACCCUCAAAACCCUCCAAGGAGUCCAGCCCCUCCCACCUGUCAACAUGCUCUCGCAGGGAUUCGCCGGCAUGGGCCUCGCCCCCUCCCCCAUCAGAACCCCUACAACUCCCAUGAUGUACCCCGGUGCUGGGAUGGGCAUGGCCCCCGGCCAGGGCAUGAUGGGAAUGGGCAUGGCCCCCGGCCAGGGCAUGAUGGGAAUGGGCAUGAACAUGGGUGCUAUGCCCCAGGCUAACAUGACCAUGGGGAUGAGGAUGCCAGCCAUGUCUAUGGGUUCUGGCAUGGUACAGCAGCAGCCCAAGCAAGGAGUGGACGCCUUCGCUGAUUUCGGCAACUUCAGGAAGUGAGGGAAGAGGUGACGUGAAGGAAAGGGUUUUCUGUUUUUCUCUCCAACAGACUGUCCAUGAAGGAUUGUAAAGAGCUGCAAACAAAGAGUACUUGAAUGUUGUCAAAUAUCAAAUACUGACUGCCUCCACUUCCUGUUUCUUUCCUUUAAGUGAUAUAUAGAGACAUGAAUAUACACGAUUGUAUGCAUCUUUUAAUCAGUUGGAACUUGCAAUCACGUACCUUUUAGAGUGUAUUCAGUCCAGUAAUGGUUGUGUGCUGUUCAGGUUUGAAUCGGAGAGAACAACUGAGAGCAAAAAACACGGUGCCAGAAUAAUGCAGAGAUUUUUCACUUUAAAAUGUAUGUCAAACAAAAACCAAUGAUUGCAAAGUUAAACAACCCAUACAACUCUAUGCACAAGGACGGCUUUUAAACUUGUAUGGUUUGUUUAACUUCUCAAUAAUAGUUUUUUGUUCGUAUUGCUUUUUAAAGCACCAUUCUGUUACCAUGGAAUUGUCCAGGUGAAACUUCAAGAGAAUGUCAGUGGGCUUUUGCUUUACUUAACCAAUUAGUUGUCCAGAGUAGCAAAAAGGUAGUUUUAUAUGAUAAUCCCACCCCAAUAAUUCCCCAUCCACCUCUUUUAGAAUGUCAGGUUCUCUCGACCUGUCCCUUCCCUACAACUGUAAAUAUUACUGCUGCGACAGACAUAAAUUAUUGAGUACUUGAUUAUGAUAUGAUGAUGUCGUGAAGAGGUGGGUGUCAAUUGGACGGAACCAGAUGUCAAUCAAGACGUUGCUAUUGCACGCUACAUUGCCACGGAGCCGGUCUUUAAUACCUACUUUAUAUAACAGCGUUCCACACUCCAAAUGUGGAGUUUGUGUUCAAUAUUAGAUUUAACAAAUCAAUCAAUCGUUUAUGGAUGGAUGGAUUUAAUAAGUGAAUGAAUGAGAUGAUUGAAAGUUGUUAAUUGAAGAAGCUGUGGUAACAAUAACACAGAUCUCCUUUGUGGCCUUUCUUAUGGGUAUAUAUUUUUUAAAGAACUAUAAUCUUUUUUUCCUUGCAUCCAAAUAAGAUGAUCAGUAGCUGUAGGAACAACCUCCUGGUAGGUCUGUGUUCUUUAAGUACAUGGUGCCUGUGAGACAGAGGCCUUUUUCCUUCAUCAUAACUUACAGGAGACAGACGGAGAGACGAUACAACUAUAGUGUUCAUGACAGUUACUGUUAGGAGUCAGCACAGUAUGUAUGUGUGGUUCUUACUGCUCCCUCUGUCCCCUGGGACCCUUGUGGAAUAGGGGGGAAGAUGUCCCUAGAUGCUGAUCUUGGGUCAGUUUUGCGUUUCCCUCCACUAAUGGUUUAGGUUAGGAUUGGGGGUGGGGAAGCUGAUCCUAGCUCUGUACUUAGGGGAGAAUUCACUCCGGAGUGGAUCUCUGAAGGAGAGGUUUCUGACAGUGCAGGUCUAGGAGAGGAUUGCUCUUGUUUGUUGUUGUUUUUUUGGGGGGUGGGGGUCGUACAUCUUAUAUGGCACCCUAUACACUUUAUAGUGCACUACUUCCAACCAGAGCCCAUAGGACUCGGGUCAAUAGUAGUGCACUAAUAUAGGAAAUGGGUACAUGCGAUACAAGCUUAGCGAGUACCUCACAUGUAAACUAGACUCCUCUAUUUCAGAGCUAUGUCCUCUUCCAGGAGUUCGGGUCAAUUCUGGAAGUACACUGAAAUUCAAUUUUUCUUCAAUGCUUUUCAUAAGGAAAAUGUUGAAUGUAGUUUUACUUUCUAAAUGGACUGAAAUGGAAUUGACCCCAACCCUGCACAGAUAAACACAGCAGCCUUCUCUCUGAGCUGAGGCUUCUGCUGGAAAUGACCAAAAUGUAGCAACUCUUGUUUGUUUUUCUAAGAGAUGAUGUCCUUAGGGGGUUGUGUUUUAUUCUUUCGUUGGUUUAUUUUUUUCUACUUAUUACAAUUGUUCUGAGAUCUUCUGUAAUGUGGUAUUGUUACAAAAUAAAAACACUAGUUUAUGCAAAUGUAUAAAAAGAAAAAGCGCCGCAUCACCAACGAAAAGAGCCUUGAAAAAUGUUUUUGUUUGAUUGUCCCAUGAUCCUUUUAUCUACGGCAUUAAAACAGUUGAUUACA